This is a messenger RNA of Maudiozyma saulgeensis, 552 nucleotides long. NCBI's taxonomy places the organism in Eukaryota, Fungi, Ascomycota, Saccharomycetes, Saccharomycetales, Saccharomycetaceae. The record is from the annotation of a GenBank genome assembly.
AUGGCUCGUAAACUUAAACAUCAUGAAUCCAAACUACUUAAGAAAGUUGAUUUCUAUGAUUGGAAACAAGAUCAAAACCACAGGGAUACACAGGUGAUGGGUACGUAUCACAUUCAAAAUAGAGAAGAUUAUCAUAAAUAUAAUCGUAUCUGUGGUGACAUACGUAAAUUAGCUCAUAAAUUAUCUUUAUUACCACCAACAGAUCCAUUUCGUCAUAAACAAGAAAAAUUACUAUUAGAGAAACUAUAUAACAUGGGAAUAUUAUCCACAAAAUCCAAGAUAUCUGAUUUGGAAAAUAAAGUUACAGUGAGCGCAAUGUGUAGACGUCGGUUAUCUGUUAUAUUGCAUAGAUUAAAGAUGGCUGAAACGAUUGCUGAUGCAGUUAAAUAUAUCGAACAAGGUCAUAUUAGAGUUGGCCCAAAUUUAAUUAAUGAUCCUGCAUAUAUGGUAACUCGUAAUAUGGAAGAUUAUGUUACAUGGGUUGAUAAUUCAAAGAUCAAACGUACUGUAAUGAAAUAUAGAAAUGCUAUUGAUGAUUUCGAUUUGGCAUAA